CUACACUUCCCAACGCUCCUGAGCAACGGAAGUGACGCAAGGAGCAGGCGCGUUGGAGUGUUCGGGUAAAAAUGGCUGAAUAUUUAGCUUCGAUAUUCGGGACUGAGAAGGACAAGGUUAACUGCUCUUUUUACUUUAAGAUUGGGGCCUGCCGGCACGGGGACCGGUGCUCCCGACUUCACAACAAACCGACAUUCAGCCAGACCAUAGUGCUGCUCAACUUGUACCGAAAUCCACAGAACACAGCCCAAACGGCAGACGGAUCGCACUGUCACGUGAGCGACGUGGAGGUGCAAGAGCACUAUGAUAACUUCUUUGAGGAGGUGUUCACAGAACUGCAGGAGAAGUACGGAGAGAUCGAAGAGAUGAAUGUGUGUGACAACCUUGGGGACCACCUCGUGGGCAAUGUCUAUGUUAAGUUCCGCCGGGAGGAGGAUGCAGAGCGGGCUGUGACUGAACUCAAUAACCGCUGGUUCAACGGGCAGGCUGUGCACGCGGAGCUGUCCCCUGUCACUGACUUCAGAGAGUCGUGCUGCCGGCAGUACGAGAUGGGGGAAUGUACCCGAGGUGGCUUCUGCAACUUCAUGCACCUACGACCCAUAUCCCGGAACCUGCGCCGGCAGCUCUAUGGGCGAGGACCCAGGCAUAGGUCACCCCCAAGAUCCCAUACAGGCCACCGUCCCCGAGAAAGGAACCGGCGCCGUUCCCCAGACCACCGGCAUGGUCGCUUCUGAGACUGGUGCUCCUGUUCCUCACCCAAGGGCAGAGACGUUCCUGUGCAGGGUCCCUUCUCAAAGCCCUCUUCACUCCAGCUCCAUCCCAGGCUUCAGAGCUUCACGGUGUAAUCUGCUCAGCAGAGGAACUUGCUCCUCCCAUCCCUCCUCUAAUAAAGCUUUAGACUUUGA
Messenger RNA from Alexandromys fortis (reed vole), 905 nucleotides. RefSeq names its product U2 small nuclear RNA auxiliary factor 1 like 4 (gene U2af1l4). Gene Ontology annotation, cellular component: U2AF complex; spliceosomal complex. The record is from RefSeq and is a predicted model, not a curated record. The transcript is spliced from 8 exons. Gene Ontology annotation, molecular function: metal ion binding; pre-mRNA 3'-splice site binding. Gene Ontology annotation, biological process: mRNA splicing, via spliceosome. Lineage: Eukaryota; Metazoa; Chordata; Mammalia; Rodentia; Cricetidae. The coding region runs from base 72 to 734 and encodes 220 amino acids.